Moneuplotes crassus is the source of this 2579-nucleotide messenger RNA. The record is from the annotation of a GenBank genome assembly. Lineage: Eukaryota; Ciliophora; Spirotrichea; Euplotida; Euplotidae.
AGUAAACAAAUCCCAGGACCCCCUCACUAAGCGUGAGCUAGACAUGAUACUCCCAUUUAUCAAGAAUGUCAAGUUCUUUAAAUAAUGAACAAUUCACUGAGUCUACUCUAUGAAGAAUCUGAAACAUAAUGAAAUACGAAUUCUUAAGAAAAGAUCAGAAAGUAUUCACGCUUAAUUCAAAAGCUGAUGGGCCUGGAGAGUUUGGCAUAGAAGGAUAUGGUCAGAAAUUUUAUAUCAUUCUUCAAGGAGAAGUCAGGAUUUUGGUCCUGGAUAAGGAAGAAAUUGGUAAAGAUGAAAAUGGAGAGCCGUUGACGAAGUUUAAAAUGAAGCAGAAGGUUGUUGAAAAGGCAGAGAAAAUGCUUGAUAAAGAGAAUUUUAAAAUGCUUAGGAGGAUCUCUCUGAUCAAUAAUGAUGCAAUAAUUCAGAAUAUUAACUCAAUAGUAGAAGAUUUGACAGGUAAUAAAUCAUCAGGCCCCUCAUCUCCAAAGAAAGUGAAAAGCCGCUUCCAAUACCCCUCUCAGUCCUCUGCAAUAAAAUAUGCCUUUAAAUUAUAAGAAAAUCAGUGCAACAAAAUACUCAUAAAUGGUACAAGCCUGAUACAAAUGAAGAAGAAAAAGCUAAAAACGCUAGGAAGAGAAACACAGAGAAACCCAUAAUUAAAUAAAAUGUCCUCAAAAUUACUCUAUCAGGCUGCUAAAUAAGCUAAAUUUUGAGGACAAGAUGAAAUUUAUUUAUAACCCAGAUGACCCAUAUGAAGGGUGAUAUAAGGAGGUUGCAUGCCAAAAAGUAGGGGAAUAUUUUGGGGAGUUAGCCCUCCUCUCUUCGAAGCCUCGUGCUGCGACUGUUCUCUGCACUGAAGACACUCAAUUUGCUAGUAUCUCUAAGAACGAGUACCAAGAUAUCAUAGGAAAGAUUCAUAAGAACAUAGUUGAGGAUAAGAUCAAGAUUCUUAAAGAGAUUCCAUGUUUAGCUCAUUAUUCCAAACAAUUUCUAUCGAAAGUAUCUCUAUCUUUACAAGAAGUGAGCUACAAAAGAGGGAACACCGUAUUCUCCCAUGGAGAUCCUUGAAAAUACGUGUAUAUCGUUAAAACUGGAGAAUUUGAGAUGUUCUCACAAAUAGAGUCUGAUACCCCUGUCCAAGAACAUCCUGUAAAGGGUCAAUCUGAUGAGACUCCAAUCCAAAGACUGAGGAAAUUUUACAAAAGUGCGAGAUCUAGGAGUAAAUCAAAGGGCAAAUAAUGAAAUAAAGGUAGUCAUUCUUACAGAAGGCCAACUCUUUUUGGAAAAAUAGAGCCCUUACAUUAAAGAAUCAACACCAUAUGAAUACUGUCAGGUGUUCGUCAGCUGAAGGACAGCUGUAUCGUAUUAAGAAAAAUUUGUUCAUCUCAAAUGUUAAACUUAGUGAAAAAGCUUGGUUUAUACUUAAGAAAACAAUCCUUGAUAGAGAAAAGAGCAUUAACAAAAGAGUAUCGACCAUUAGACAUGUUUAUUCCCAACUCUCGAUUCAUAAUUCAGAGUUUCAAGAAUACUCUAAUCUGAAAGAGGAAGAAAAGAUUGAAAAUAAAAUACAUCCAGGUUCUACAAAGCACAAUAAUCUUUACAAUACAAAUUCUAAAUCCUUAAAGAGAGUUCAAUCCUCAUGUCUUGUCAAAAGGCAGAAGCAAACCUCUAAAGGCCUCCUCUCAAACGCUGUAAAGAACAUGCAUAUUCCCACUACUUCUGAAAAAUAUACUAAUAAAGCUAUUGGAGAUGUAACUCAUGAAUGAAUUCAGCUAAACAAGAAAUUCCAAAUUUCUCAAAAUCCAUAUAAAUCCUUAGAUAGUAGUAAUAUCAAUUCCAGAUCAAAGAGUUCUAAGAAGCCUAACACUUGACAGCCAAGUGAGAGAUACUACAAGAGAAAAAAGGAGUCUAGGAUGGCUCAAAGACUGAACCAGAGGAAAGGCUCUAUUACUGAUAUAAAAAUGAGGAGAAGCCAAAAAUAUUCAACAUUUUACAGACCCUCUUCCCAAUCGAUCCCUUUCCAAGAACCAAAUAGGGACAUGCCUCCUUGAUAUGGCCAGAAAAGCAAUUCCAUAACUUUCACCAAAGGAAUCCCUCGUAGACAAAAGGCAAAAUCCUCACUAAAAAUCCUCCUAAAAUCCCCAGACACCGCUAACUUCCCCCAAUUCUUCUCUUCCCCGUCCAAAAUCCUCCCCAACACCAGUCACCCCAACGAGUCCAAAUCCUCCCUCCUCUACAGACCCAGCACUCGCCAGACCAAGACCGUUCUCAGCAUCUACAAGUCCGUGCCUUUCCAACCUGACCAUGAGUCCAAGACCCGCUUAUGUAGGGCCAGGCCCUACUACAAGCCAGUCGGGUUUUCAAGUAAGGCUCUUAGUAGGAACAAGAAGGACUUGACUGUGGAGGCCAACAGUGUCCUGGUCAAGCACACUGAAGGGGCUCCUUCAGGGAAGCCUGAAGGAGAGAUCAGCGUGAUGGAAGAGGAAGAAAUGAGUAAAGUUAAGGGAAGAAAUGUGUGGGCUAAGGAGAAAGGCAAGAGGUCAAGUGGGAAGUUUAAUCCUAAUUUCUCGUUUGCGUAG